AUGCAGAAGCGGGAGGGUCCAAUUCUUCGAUCCAGUUUGAAAAAGCGAAGCAAUAUAACUCAACAAGCUGGAGAACUAACAUCGCAGUAUGAUAGAGAUACCACACAAUCAUUUACUAAAAGAGCUAAAUUUUCACAACAACCCGCUGAAGAUGAUUUUACGCAAAACGAUAUAUAUUCACGUCCCAGAAUAUUUAAUGAAAGAAGAAGUGAUUCUAAAAGUGCAAGACAAGAUAUUGCAGCAGAUUCAACAGAAGUUCUUUUCCCACCUUCAGCAACAGACACAAAAAGCACAAUAGGAAUUCAUUCUGACUUCCAAAUUGGUGAAGUCAAUCAAAGAUUUCAAUUAAAUAGUAAUGCUCCCGUUACAUCACUUCCAGAAUUCACUGAUUCAUAUGCUCAAUCGUCUCCAGAACUACAAAUAUUUCGCCCUUACGAGAAUUCUAGACAGUCACAAAUGGAAUUAGAUGAUGUUGAUAAUUCAGAAAUCCCUACAAUCAAAGAUUUAAUUGUAAGUUACCUCAGUUUAGAAACGCAAGAUACUCAGCAAACAGUACAUAAUAAUCUUGAAUCGUUGUUCUCUAGUUUAUCGUAUGGAGAACAAUUCAAUCUUCAAAUUCCUGAUUUUAAAUUUUUAUCUACAUCUGCAUUCCAGAAUUUAUCAAAUGCAUCGAGAAAUAUAUCCGACAAUAUUAAUAUUUUCAGUGAUACAAUUGAAGAAAUUUCACAAAAUUUAAUCAGCGACCCUCCUUUGUCUCUGAGAACAUUAAAUACACUACAUCCAGAUGAAGUAAGUCAAAUCAUAUCGCGUUCCAACUCUUUUAUCUCAUUAUUCAAGACUCAAGCGAUAAAUUACAUUUUGAAGCAAGUUUUAGACUUUGAGAAAUCAUUCUCCUCGCAAACUCAGAUAAUUAAAAAUUUACGUGAUUCCUACAAUUUUGGCGAAGAAUUCCUUUUAAAUGACCCAACAAUUGCAAAAAUUGAAGAAUUGCAAGAUAUUAGAAGAAAAAUUAAAGAAGCUAUUGAAGCAAAUGGAGAUAUACAUAGUAGGAUUCAAGCCUUUACACAACUGCGUAAUUCUCUUUGUUUUGCCAUUACAUCUAUCAAAUCAGGGAACGCAACAGUUGUCAGACCAGGAAAGAAGCCACAAACAGUUUCAAAUAUUUCAAUAAUUUACAACGAUGUCGCUUCUUCUUCAAGAAAAAGUGUAUUAUCUCUUGAAAUUGCAAAAUUAGCAGAAAGUGUACCAAAUGUCUCUAGGUUUAUGCUAAAUGGUGUCGAUAUCGUUGAAAUGACGUUUACGAGAUUUUCUGGAGACUUAAGAUUUAAAAUUCAAUUUGCUAUUGACGCGAAACUUUAUCCAUGGGUUACAUUCUGCUUUGGAGUUAAUGCAAGGCUUUCUGUUAGCAUUGGUAAUGAAGAAGAAAUCGGAGGCCAAAUUUCCAGAAUCUUUUCAAAUAUUGGCUUUGAUAAGAGGCCAAUUCUUAAGAUUGCUCAAAGAAUUAACAAUGAUUAUCAGUUAGGUUAUCAGAAUCUUGGAUAA
Molecule: messenger RNA, 1542 nt
Organism: Trichomonas vaginalis G3
Lineage: Eukaryota; Parabasalia; Trichomonadida; Trichomonadidae
Exons: 1
Coding region: 1-1542 (513 amino acids)
Source: RefSeq, a predicted model, not a curated record